Messenger RNA from Exserohilum turcica Et28A, 1152 nucleotides. Its product is annotated as glycoside hydrolase family 10 protein. Gene Ontology annotation, cellular component: extracellular region. The coding region runs from base 1 to 1152 and encodes 383 amino acids. Gene Ontology annotation, biological process: carbohydrate metabolic process. Lineage: Eukaryota; Fungi; Ascomycota; Dothideomycetes; Pleosporales; Pleosporaceae. The record is from RefSeq and is a predicted model, not a curated record. The transcript has 4 exons. Gene Ontology annotation, molecular function: hydrolase activity, hydrolyzing O-glycosyl compounds; cellulose binding.
AUGCGUACCUCUGUUCUCGCACUCGUCGUCGCUCCCACUGUCGUGCUUGGCCAAGUCCCGGUCUACGGCCAGUGUGGAGGCUCAGGAUGGACUGGUGGUACGACAUGCGCUUCUGGCUCCGUGUGCACCAAAAUCAAUGAUUUUUAUUCUCAAUGUGUUCCUGGAUCUGGCGCAGCUCCCACUACUACCAACGGCGGCGGCGGCAGUAGCCCUGCUCCUACUGGAGGCUCAGGAGCUGCAGGUGGACUCCACGACAAGUUCAAGGCCAAGGGAAAGCUCUAUUUUGGUACCGAGAUCGACCACUACCAUCUGAACAAUGCGCCUUUGACUACCAUCGCGAAGAACAGCUUUGGACAGAUCACGCACGAGAAUAGUUUGAAGUGGGAUGCUACUGAGCCACAACGCGGGUCAUUCACCUUUAGCAACGCUGAUGCUGUCGUCAACUUUGCCACACAGAACGGAAAGUAUCUACGUGGCCACACCCUCCUCUGGCAUUCACAGCUGCCGUCAUGGGUCACCCAAAUCAAUGACCGCAAUACACUGACGACUGUCAUUCAAAACCACGUGACUGCGCUCGUCACGCGCUACAAGGGAAAAAUCCUACAGUGGGAUGUUGUUAAUGAGAUCUUCACUGAGAAUGGUAAUCUUCGAGACAGUGUCUUCAGUCGUGUACUUGGCGAAGACUUUGUUGGCAUCGCCUUCCGCGCCGCCCGCGCCGCUGACCCCAACGCUAAACUCUACAUCAACGACUACAACCUCGAUAUUGCCAACUACGCCAAGGUUACGACGGGUAUGGUGGAGCACGUUAACAAGUGGGUGGCACAGGGUAUUCCCAUUGACGGCAUCGGCUCACAGUGCCAUCUCGCCCAACCUGGCGGGUGGAACCCCGCCUCAGGAGUUCCCAACGCCCUCAAGGUACUGGCCGGUGCCAACGUCAAGGAGAUUGCAAUUACAGAGCUCGAUAUCGCGGGCGCGGCAGCCAACGAUUACCUCACCGUUAUGAAUGGCUGUCUCGCCGUAUCCAAAUGUGUGGGUAUCACUGUAUGGGGCGUGUCAGACAAGGACAGCUGGCGCAGCAGUGACAGACCUCUCUUGUUUGACAACAACUACCAACCUAAGGCGGCUUACACGGCCCUGGUUAACGCCUUGUAA